Molecule: messenger RNA, 2013 nt
Organism: Lindgomyces ingoldianus
Lineage: Eukaryota; Fungi; Ascomycota; Dothideomycetes; Pleosporales; Lindgomycetaceae
Exons: 4
Coding region: 184-1974 (596 amino acids)
Biological process (GO): regulation of transcription by RNA polymerase II
Cellular component (GO): Set3 complex
Molecular function (GO): transcription corepressor activity; protein binding
Source: RefSeq, a predicted model, not a curated record
CAGCCCCAAACUACUACUUGCUCUUCUGCGCUCCCUCGUCUACACGCCAGCACGCCCUCACGCUGCUUUCCAUCACUCGAUUCCCCUGCCAGCCCCCUCGCCUGCCUCGUCUGACUCCCUUGCCGACGCGCCCGCCUGUCGAGUUCCAUCGCGCGCGCCUCCGCCCGGCCCCAGCCAUGCGCCAUGACCGCGGACACCCUUUCGUCUAAUGUGGUGAACUACUUGGUGUGGAGGUACCUCCAGGAGGCUGGCUUCGGUCACGCUGCUCUUCACCUGUCCAAGCACUGGAUUCGCGAUCCUGAGAGUCUACCCUUUACUAAAAACGUCCCCCGACUCGCCCUCGUCCACCUCCUUCAGGAUGGACUCUUCCUCGAUCAGCUUCAAUCCGAGACUACCAACUGCCAGCGACGCUUUGAUUUCGGUCGCGAUCAUGGACGGCCCUUCUCAAUGCGCAACGGCGCGACCCUGACCCUGGACCAAGGAAUUCCUGCCCACGAGCUGGCCGAGCCGUCAAAUGGAGCCGUUCCUGGCGCCGUGCAAGAUCAUGUUCCGCGGAAGGGCCCUGGGAAGAGGAAACGCGCCCCUCCCAAGACGAACGGCAUCGAAUCCCGCAUCCUUCCUCAGAUGAACGGCGAUGCCAUGGACGUGGAUCAUAAUGGGACUAGCCACGUGACUAACAGUGUGCGCGCCGAAUCUGAGGCCGUUGCCUCCGACGUCGACUCCCCCACUGUUGACCAGAUUCCCAUAUCGACUCUCACCAUCGGCCAAACCAGCUCGACGCAGAUCGAGAAGCCAGUAGACCUCACUCCAGACACGAGAAUGGUGUCCAUCAAAGAGAAAGACAAGCGCGUGACAAUAACACAGUGGGCACCCUCGCCUUCUGGAUCGUUCCUGUGCACAGUUGGGGAUUCUCUCCUGCGCGCUCACGCCAUACCUCUCGCUGGCGAUGACUCCCAAACUAUGUCUGGGGACCUGGCUAUCCAGCCUAAUAAUUUCAGCCCUACUGCAUUUUGUUUGGCCUCGCACGACAAGGUUUUCCUUUCGGUCAGCGAGAAGCUUGUCAACGAGGGAGGCGAGACUAUGGAGACAGAGAAGUUAUACAAAGUGACGACGAGUACGACGGACAAUGCUUCUGAAUACCGCCUCGUCUCUUCAACUGCUGGAGUAGUCCUCGCCAUUAUAUGGAACGAGUCCACGGAAUUGCUUUUGACCUUGUCGACAGACGGAAAAGAUGGGUCGAUUAAAAUCUGGAAGGACGACGACUCCAGCUCCGAACAGAUUCCAAAGUGGGCCACCUUCACAGAGUCCUCUCUGCUUGAUGCUUGCUGGAUUAGCGACUCGGAAUUUGUCGUGUGUGGUACCGAAAUUUUCCAGGUGUACGAGAUUACAGACUCGCUACGCCUAAAACAAACGCACCAAACGAAUGUAAAAUGGGAGAAGGUCCUCUACGACGCACCAUCCGGCAUCAUUGCGGCUAGAUCGAUGAUCGAACAAACGGGUUUUCUCGGUAUAAUCUAUCCUAACGAUCCGGGGAACCUGCAAACACAUCGAUAUCCUGACCAGUACUUGACCGACAUUGCCUUUAGACCACAGUCGAAGACAGCUUCCUUCCUGCCCACUUCGCCGGUAUUGCUUGCAACCUGCUCAGCAGAUGGAUUCAGCCGGCUAUGGGAUGCAAAUCAGCCGUUGAGAUGCCUCCGGAAACUUACCGCCGAAAAUGGAAACAAUCAGAAGGAGAAUGUGUCUUUCUCUCCCGACGGGUCUUUGCUUGCGGUUGCCGGACCGCAUGAUGUCAUCGUGUGGAAUCCGGACAGGACGGUGGCCCCAGUUGCUACUUGGGAUGCAACGGAAAUAGGCAAAGGCAAUUGGGAUCCUGAUACCGAGGGCCAGUUCACUCUUGGAUGGGACCCGGAUGGCUCGAGAUUUUCGGUCACGCUUGGGAACCAGAUUGCCAUCGUACCUUUCCCGAGGUAGUCCAAGGCGACGCCCAACACAACGGCUUUCUUGGGUACU